AUGUAUUUCAUUAACUCGUUCGGUAAGAUUUUGAUCUGGUGAGAGCGUAGGCGGGUGUCGGGAUUUCGAUGAAAAACAGAUUUCUAUAUGAAUUCAAAUGUUUUUCUUUUCAGAUUUCCUGAGCUCGUGCCUCUCGACGCACUGUCUCAACAACGGAACUUGCGCGAAUGGCACCGGCGCCUACCGCUGCAUCUGCCCGCCGACAUUCCACGGUCCAUUCUGUCAGUGUACGUGUGAGAACAAGAACACUUUGGGGAGUUGAAUAGAAGGAAAGGGUCUUAACGUAGAAAACAGGGGAAGGAAUUUGAAUGGAUGAGCAGAAGAAGAGAAUGAAUGGGAAAGGGGUUUAACACGAGUGUUUUGUGGGAUUGGACGGGGCCCCUCUUUUUGUUUGGAAGGUGCUCCAUCAGGACACUUUGAAACAAGAAGAUGCCGGCCUUCGACGUCGCUGAACGUAUUCGAUCGAUGUUUCCAGUUGACGUCAACGCCACCAACUACAGUUGGAGCGCCCUGGAAGUUGCCCUUCUUUUCUUCGUCAUCUUCAUGAUCGCCUUCGCCAUUUUCAUCGUCUGCUGCGCGUAAGUCCUCCUUUCCCAAACACUUUAUACUGAUUGUUCUGUGUUUAGAUGCCAUUUUCCUUUCAGUUCUUCCAACCGCAUGGGAUUCUACAUCAGUGUGCCGAACAAGCAUUACAACAGGUUAGUUGAUGGGACCAGGAACUGCCCGAGGGGAUCUGGUGACUCGAAGCAAAACAUCAAAAGCCAAAUCGCAUUUUGAUGUCAUAACUUUUAUUUUUGCAGAUGGGCCGAGGAGGACGAUAUGUUUGAUGACCUCCCCACGGAGAAUGGAGAGCAGCUCAUGGCGAUGGCCGACAUACGAAAGUGUGUUUUUAGAUGUUUCGCGAUUCCUAAAACUUUUUUGAAAGCGCCGAAUCUUAAUCAUUUCUUUUCAGGGGAAUCGUGGUGUCCAGAACUCGCGAAACUGUCCUCGAAGAGCUGGAAGACUCCUCGAUACUUCAGCUAUGA
Molecule: messenger RNA, 1025 nt
Organism: Caenorhabditis sp. 36 PRJEB53466
Lineage: Eukaryota; Metazoa; Nematoda; Chromadorea; Rhabditida; Rhabditidae
Source: the annotation of a GenBank genome assembly